AUGGCCAACAUCGAUCCCGUAAAUGAGCCAUAUGACGACAAUUUGUAUUUUGAUCCCUCGGUUUUGGAUAAAAAGGAAUAUGAAGAUUUCUCUCACUUCUUCCAAGUUGAUAUUGUGUUCGGCAGUAGGGAAGAAUUAAUCAACUGGGCGAAAGAAACUGCAGUUAGUCAUUGUCACCGUUUGAUUUGUCAGUCUAGAAGGGAGAAUGCACAGUACAUGACGUGUGACAAAUACGGACAUGGCCGACAAACGAAUAUCGAUGUGGAAGAUCCUAGAAACUCAGGAACAAAAAAAUGUGGUUGUCCGUUCAAAUUGAUUGGCAAAAGGUCAAGGUUUGAUGAAUUAUGGCGGUUGACUGUCAGCGAUGGCAGGCAUAGUCAUCGUCCGACUUUGUUUCCUCACGGACAAGGUACGACUAGUCGUAUAACUCCACAACAGAAAGCAAGAAUUAAAGAAUUGCGAAAUUCUCACGUGAAGCCAAUGCUGAUCAUGGAUAGACUGAGAAAAGAUGAUCCGACGAUACAAACCUCUAUGAAGCAUGUUUACAAUGAGUUGGCCAAGAUUAAAUCUGAGGAAAUGGAGGGCAUGACUGUUAUUCAGUUUAUGAUGCAUAACUUUCAAAAAGGCGAGUAUCGAUAUUGGCAUCGUGUCGAUAGUGAAACGAGCAACACGAUUACAGAUAUUAUGUUUGCAUGUCCCGAAUAUAUUAAGUUAUUACGGUUGUUCCCGUAUGUUAUAUUGAUGGACUGCACAUACAAAACCAAUAAGUAUGGAAUGCCUCUUUUGGAAAUAAUUGGGAUAACUCCAGUUGGGAGGAAUUAUACAAUUGCUGUUGCAUUUAUGUCGCAUGAAGAUGCAGACACCUACGAGUGGACUUUGAAUUGUUUGAAAGAGUUGCUAGAUGGUGUCGAACCUGAUGCGAUCUUGACAGACAGAGAGUUGGGUCUUUUGAAAGCACUGCCAAAUGUCUUCUCAUUUUCGUAUCAUAUGUUGUGUAUAUUCCAUAUAAACAGAAAUGUUGAGGCAAAUGCGACGAAAUUUAUGGGAGGCAACAAGGACCAAGGGUAUCCUAGGCUGAUACAGUAUUUGAAUGAUACGUGGUUGAUAUACAAGGAGAAGUUUGUUCGAGCCUAUACUCGCAAUGUGUAUCAUUUUGGCAACACGAGCACCAACAGGGUGGAGAGCGCUCAUUCUUCAGCGAAGGGUUGGUUAAAUGCUUCGACCGGUGGUCUGGAUAACGUGCAAGGCAAACUUCGGGACCAAGUUUAUAUCCAAAUUAGUGAGCUGAAGUGCGAUUUUUCAUUAUCAUCCAAGAUAAGGAAGCAUACUGCAGCAUGGCCGUGUUUUCAGGGUUUGAUUUGUUAUGUUACGCAUCUGGCAUUAGAGAAACUGGAUGAAGAGAUGGAGUCCCCGGCGAUGCAAGAUCCGAGUAUUUGCACACACUAUCUUUGGAAUACUCAUGGGCUCCCAUGCGCGUGCAAAAUUGUGCAGAAAAUGGAAGAUAAUGACACGUUCGUCAUUUCAGACUUGCAUCCAUUCUGGAGUACCAUGGCAGUUGAGCCUUCGGAGCUACCCGAGUAUCAAGUAAACCGCGAGGAGAUUGUGGAUAGACAGAUUGAUGACCUGAAUUGCAAUUUGAAGAAGAUGAAUUACACGAGUAAGAUAAAUGCCGUGGCCUCAUUGCGUGGUAUCGUUUAUCCGUCUACGUCGCAUCUGUCCGAGCCAUCAUUUGUUAAGACCAAAGGACGACCAAAGAAUAACUCGACAAAGAGAGACCCUUCUGGAUGGCAGUAUCAUAUUGAUGAGGAGACAAUUAAGUCGUCUUGUGGUUCCAAGGGUCGCCAAACCUCAUCUGGUGCAAAGAUUCCUAAAACAAAGGUUGAGAGAAGCACUGAUGGAACGCCUCAAUCGAAGAUGAAAGGUCGUGGUUCUCGUAUUCCCACACAAGAAUCUGUUGCCCCUACAAUACCUGCACAUGAAGGAAUCGACUUUUAUUCUUUCGUGCCCAGAUUUAUGGUCCGUCUUAUUCAAGAUUAUGUUAACGUGAUGGCGGAUGGCAACUGUGGGUACCGGUGCGUUGCUCAAGCCGUGUACGGGGAUCAAGAAAGAUGGCCGCAAGUGAGAGGGGAGUUGCUUAUUUAG
This is a messenger RNA of Erythranthe guttata (spotted monkey flower), 2142 nucleotides long. The record is from RefSeq and is a predicted model, not a curated record. Lineage: Eukaryota; Viridiplantae; Streptophyta; Magnoliopsida; Lamiales; Phrymaceae.